UUUAUUAUUUCGUUUAUCGUUUAGAUUCCUAUCAAACUUAAUAUCAUUUUACACAUCCGUAUCUUUUCCCAGAGUUCCAUUAACAAAAUGAUUAUCUACAAGAUCCUCAUACAAUCCCACAGUGGCUAUCUACGAUUUUUAUCCGGAGUGGAAUUCCCUAAUUUUACUAACAGUACAUUUUAAAUUAUACAUAACAAGGCUUUUGGAAAAUUGGGAACCACGGGGUUGAAAAAGUGGAUACUCUUGUAUUAUUUUUCUGUGCCCUAUAUUUUGGGGUUGAGGACACCCCAGUUUCUCUCUAGAUGGCCUUUAAACUCCAUGCAUGAUCCGAUCAGAAGUGUAAACACGUAGUUCUAACAAGGGUUGCCAGUAUCCUGCGGUACCUCCACUGCCCUUCUCUCGCCUCGAUCAGGCAUCUAGGAAACAGGAGGAGUGCACUGAGGGUGCGCGUAGAGAAAUCAGUUGUGCAAAGGAGGCUAACGCCCAGCUGCCCGGCAGAUCGCGGGUUUGUACGUACGCGAUAACAUUUCGACAAUCUUCAUCCAAUUGUUAAGCGCCUUAGAGUAUAAGAUAAGAUCGAUUCUCGGACUUGUUCUUACCCCUUGCGUGUUAAUUUCUAUCGCGUUUAACACGUUACAGUAGGCCAUAAAUCGUAUUUCCGAAAAGGGCACAUCAUCUGUGGGUUAUAAUUACCUUACACAAUGAGACGACGAAAGCUCUUAUUCUUCCGCUAAAUAAUUGUUAUAUAUAACACUGAAAAAUUAAUACAAAUGUCCGUAACAAGAACAGUGAAUGUCCACUGGAAAAAAUAGUAUGAAACAUUUUUGUGUGUUGUGUUUAUAAAAUAGGCGCCCAAUUGAGCGUAUUAACUCUCAUCUUUGUAUGCUGUGCUUUAUAUAUAUAGACGUAUUAACACGCACGAUAUCAUGACUUUAUACACCUGUAGAUGCACGGGUGUCCAUGCAGUUUCGUUCUCAGAAUGUUGUUUCCAUGUGAAAAUGAAGUGUAAUCCUAUUUUGAUGAAACAUACGAAAGGACAAGUGCACUCUGAGCGCGGUGAAGAGGGGCAUUGAAUCUUCAAAUUGGGACAUAGAGGUUGAUUCAAAACAGCAUCUGUAUACAUCAUUGUUUUCAUUGAUUCCAUAGUUAAUUAUAAAACAUUCUUUUAUUUUACAGUACAUCUUGAAUUAACGACACAAACAGGUAAACAACUUUAAUAACUAAAUUAAGAAACGCUAAUUCACACGUUAAGUCUCGGAAAAUUCUCUGUUUAGAAAAAUGAAACUCAUCUACUACCUGUACUGUCUGAGCUUAAUCGGAGUGUCCACGACGAACGAGGUGUCGUGCGGAGAUCGUCUUACAGCCCCAAGAGGAGUAAUCCAAACCCCAAAUUUCCCCAAGUCGUUCCCGGUUCCUAUCAAAUGUCGUUGGGUAAUCGAUGUGUCCGAAAUUCCAACCACCAACAGUUCCAUCGUCGUGUACCUGACGCAGGUCUACGUGUACAAAGGACUCAGUUUCACCGAGUACGCUUAUUACGAAUCGGAGACUACGAACUACGGCGCCACGUUGAUCAAGGAGAUCACCGAAGGCAACGUGUUCGAAUACAGGUGGUUCAGAACGUUCAGUCCGUUUCUCGUCGUGGAAUUCGAGCUUGAUCGGUUGGAGGGUAAUCACGUACGCGUCCUGAACGAUCUGCUGGAUGUGUACGGGUUCAAUGUCACGUAUCAGAUGACCGAGGACGUGCCCAAUCCUAAUUCUUGUUCUGUUCAACGGUGCUCUUACACGGGCGACUGCCUCAUGUCCAUGGAUUACACGAAUUUUUGGUGCAACUGUUUCAACGGCUUCUCUGGAAGGGAUUGUAACAUAGGACCUCUCUGUUUCGACGGUGAGAACCCGGUCUGUCAAAACGGAGGCACGUGCAGGCAAAUUGGAGCAAAAGCGAUGAAUUGCCAUUGCCCCGGCGGCUACGUGGGACGCAACUGCGAGAUACGCCUUCUAGACACGAUAGACGGUGAAUGCGGAAUCGAGAAUUGCAUAAUACAAUGCCCUUACAAUGAAGAGGAGCGGAGACCGUGCAUGUGCAGAAAUGGCACCAAGAUAUAUAAUAAUCGUUCGAGGUACGAGUGCAGGAUCAAAUUAUCUAACGUCACGUCACUACGAUCCGGCCUGAUAACGCAACACGGUAGCUUGGAGACGUACAUCGGCAAACAGCUUGCAAAGUAUUUAAGGAAUUCUAACAUCUCGUCUAUGGAGGAUUUACAAAUCCUGAGCGUGACACCUACGUCGGAGAUCACUGUCCACUUUUUCGGAAACUCGGAAGAUGGAGAUAAGAUUCGAGAAUCUCUCAAUAAGCUGGUGCAGCGUCGACGACUUAGCGAGAUCUCCCUCGAAUCGACUCACUUCACAUUUCAGCAAAAGCCAGCUCCCAAAUUGCAGAGUCUCCGUCUUGAUCAAGGAAAUGAACACGAGGUUCAUUUGGGGGAUCAGUUCAUCUUAUCUUGCACCGCGCAAGGCAGCUAUGGAAUGAAUUUCACCUGGUACAAGGAUAAUAUGCUGGUGAACAUGCACAAGGCAACCAGAGAAAUCUGGUACAAGCAUCUUCCAAAUGAUGGUUCUGAUUUCCAUACAUCACUAUUAACCAUUGAGAAGGCAUCCAUGCUGGAUGCGGGUCAAUAUACAUGUCAGAUAGUUGAUUGGGGCGUACAGCAAUGUAAAAGCAUUUAUGUUGACGUGAGGGAUGAGCCAAAUGUGAAGGUGAUGCCAAUGAGUGCUACUAUAGAUAAGGGAAGCAGCAUACAAUUAACGUGCAUGACACCCAAUAUGCCCAACAUUGACAUAGGUUUUGGUUGGACUAAGAACAGAGCCUUGCUUAAGCUGGAACCUGGUAGUGAAGUGUGGGAGGAUCUUUAUCCUUCAGGAAGUAUAUUGAAAAUCACAAAUGCUCAGAAAUCAGCAAUAUACACGUGUAACGUAGCCGACAAGUCAAUGUCCGUCCGUGUAGAAGUUGUAAAUCGAACACUGAUUCCCAUUUGCUUGAAAGGAAUGUCUUGGGGAUUAAAUUGGCCAGAUACAGUCCCAGGUUCUGAAGCAUUAUUAGAAUGUCCUCAGUAUUUUAUAGGGAAGAAAGUAUCCAGGCUGUGUUCUAUGAAAGAUGCGACUACACCUGAAUGGCAGAUACCUGAUUUUUCUUCUUGCUUGUAUGAACCACUCAUCUUGUAUUACAACAAGUUUAAGAGUCUGACUCUGGGUUACCAGAAUACAACUGGCUCUGAAACAAUUUUUGCUUUCUGGGAGAUCUUGCGAUCACGGAGUAUGCCACUUUACCCAGGAGAAGGAGAUCGAAUUCUGAAUAUAUUAGCCGAGAUUGAACAUUAUCAGCAAAAUGUCGAACCAUCAGAUUUGCAUGCAUCUACAGAUGCUCUUAUACGAAUUAUCGGUCGAGUAUUGAGCGACAAAAAUUCAGUUCUUAGCCAACAAAAAGUGUUACUGCUGCUGCAAAUUAUGCGAAGAAGCUUGACUUACUGGAGCAGAAACGAUACUCAUCCUUAUAAACAUCUAUCUCUUCCUUCGCUCGUGGUAGAUGUCCAAGAAUUACAACAGCACAGUGGUGACAGCAUUACGCAUUCGCUUCAGAUCUCUGCAGACGAUUCCACAUAUCCAAAUUGGUACGAAGAUAAAACGACCAUACGAUUGUGGAAGAAACGACUACGUGGUUUAAAGGCCAACGGUACACUCAGUGGAAUCGUAAUUGUUUACAAGAAUGUGUCCCAUUUUCUUCCAAAUACAUACGUCAAAGAACUUGACGAUGGCACAGACCUCGAAUUUCGUAUUAAUUCCCGCAUCAUCACCGUGGCAGUACCUGCAUUCAAUUUUGAUAAGCAUAAUAAGAUAUGGGUGGAUCUACAAAUAAAACACGUGCAAAAUCAAUCUAAUUUUUGGAACGUGUCUUGUGGCUUCAUGGAUGACAUGGGAAUGUGGGAUCUGAACAGCUGCAUUGCUAACACAUUACCAGGAGACUCCACGACUCAUUGUCUAUGUCCUAAUACUGGCACAUUCGCAGUUUUUCUAACGGCACGUGCAGUGAGGGUAGUACUUGCAAAAAGAGAACAAACGACAUUUAUCGUGAUAUUUGGAUGCGGUAGCUGUUUACUACAGUGUCUUUUGUCCUCUCUGAUCCUUGGAUACUUUUGGUGGAGGAAUCGAAGUUGGUUAAAUUUUCUGAAACUGCAGUGUUGUGGUGCUUUGGUCGGAGCGAUGACUGUAUUUAUCUACGCUGUACAUAACAAUUUACCAGAGAGCUCAUAUGCAGUCGUGGCGAUCGCUUUGGAAGCAUUCCUUUUAAUCGGCAUGUCUGCACCAAUAUCAGAAGCUCUGAUAAUCUUCGCGGGCCUGACUCAAGCUCGAUCCAAUCAUCAUUUUCAACCUACUGUCAUUGCAGUAAUUACUGGUGUACCUAUCUUAGCAGUACUAACUACUGAAUUAACACACAAGAGCACUGGCUGGCGACACGAAUCGUGGUGGUUGAUUUUUGGUAGCGGAGUUUACAAUAUAUUCGUAACUUGUGCCACAAUGAUGUUACUUAUAUUCGUAUUAUUGUACCUGGGAAUUUUGCACAAAGCUCAUGCACUCGUCGAGGAAAAUGUGAUGAAGAAAGAAGCGAUAGAAACAAGACUACGAAUGCUUCAUCGAGCUGCGAUCGUCAUUUGUGGCGUGAUCGCAAUGGAAGCUUCUUCCAUCUUCUAUAUAAACUCCAAUUCUAUCAUCUUCCACUAUACAUUCGCUUCUCUUUCUUCAUUUUUAGGAUUUAUCAUAGUAAUGGUUUACAUUGUGAAUGGCGAGCUAGCGAUCAUCGACUUAAUUCUACGGAAAAUGACAUGGAAACGAAACACUGAAGAAGAAAUAACAUCUGAACCGAUCAAAGUGUGUUCGAAGAGCGCAGAGGUUGAAAACGACACGGCACCGCCUCCAUCAUCGUUGAGCAUCGGGGAAUCGUAUCUUGAAGCUCGCGGUAUCGCAGCUGGCAGUAUAGAUAUGCGCGAAUUUAUGAACGAGUCCUCUUCAUCGUAUUCAAAGCCUUCCGUCUCCGUUGCCGGCAGGUUCUUACCAGAAAUACGCAUAGAUCAUUCGGACGAUAUAAAUCUAGAAAAUUACAAUACCAGUCCACGAAAGUAUCAAGAGGCAAUCACGACAUUUGACAGCGUAUUCACUGCACGUGGUUCACACUGUGUGAACGAACCACCUUACGGCAGUGGUGAGUGUUGUGGCUUCAGGGAAUUCGGCAAAUACCGCGAGUCACAGGGACAAAUUUUUAUUGCGCACAAUCCGUCGCCAGAGAGCGCUGCAAAAGUUUUGUGCAGCGCUGACGUCGAAUCUCGUCUAAGUGGUAUGCCAGACGUCACUUUGGCCGUGAAAAAUGACAUUGAGCUACUAUCUACAACGGAGUUGAAGAGCAGAGAACACGUGAACGUUAUUCCCGACAUAGCCAACACCACCGAACGUAAGCAACCAGACGGAGAAGAGAAUACACCUGAAAUAGUAAUUACGAACUGUGAAGCCACUACGAGCGGUAUGCUCGAUCGUAUUGCCCAUGACCUUGACUAUUUACUGAAUCGUACACACUCCACAGAUGGAACUUAGAUAUAAGCAUAGUAUAAGUCUGGGCAAGUCGAUGCCCUUUGGACAGUUAUUUCAUCGUUACCAGCGAUCGUUUGCUGUAAAAAUAUUUAAGCAGUACUGCCCUUUAUACGGUUCGACCUCCAUUAUUCGUAUCUUCCAUCGGUUUUUAUAACACACGUGUGUAUGUUUAAUCUGUAUAGAACACACACAUACAUGUAUGAAUAUUGGCGUAACUGGAACUUUUGUUUGGAGUGAGACAGAAUCUCCUAACUUUACCAAUAGUACCGACGCUCAAUGCCAGGCUAUGACCAAGUGGCUCUUGAAAAGUUAGAAAAUUGAAAUUUUAGGAAUUAAAAAUUGAGGAUUGGUAAUUAGGGAGGAGCAAUAUGUAUUUUGAAGUGGUCAAGCCCACCUUGCUCCCUAUCUAGUUACAACCAUCUACAUGUGAAGGUGUGAGGUCUAACUUAGAAAUCGACUUUGCUAAACAACACUGGUUUAGAAUGUUUGAUAGUGCAUGUAGAUGAGGUGAUUCAUCAGAUAAAUAGGAAAUUUAGAUUCGAUUGGGUCAAGGAUAUAUCAUGUAACAGUACAUAGAAUAAAAUACAAAGCUAAAUUGAAACACAUUGAAUAAAGUUUCUAUAAUUUUUCUAAUAUAGAUACAUAAUAUAAUAGGUUGAGUUUCAUGCAAAUUUAAAAAGUAUUUAAGAUACAUCUAGACAUUUGAAGAGAACCAUGUAAAAGAUUUUGGUCAAUAUUGUCUUAUAUGUUUCACAAAAUGUUACUUUGUCUACUGUUAAAUGAUAAAGGUGUACUAUUCUCAGCAGAAAAGAAGUGCUCAGGGAUGGCACAGAAGUAAAGGGGGAUACUUCACGCACACUACUCGAUUCUCUAUUCUUAUACGAGCUUAAUUAGUAGAUGUGAUCGCUUUGACUACUCGAGGCCCCCUUCGUUCCGACCAAUUGGACCCACAUUCCUUGUAGGGCACUUCUUCUCUGCCAACAGUAGCGGGCAAGGAAAUUUUGAGGUUUUAUCGAUGAAUUUUAUCGAAUACACGUUGAAACGAGUAAACGAACGGCAAUUUUUAAAAAAUAUUAUUAUUAUUAUCAUCGUCGUUGUCGUUUAUAAUGUUACUAAAUGUUUUAUCACGUAACAAAGACCUAGCAUCGUAACAGUAUUACAGUAAACCUGCAGUGUGUGCAAUACGAAUGAAAAAAUUAUACAAUUCAUUUAUUUAUUUUACAAAAACGUAUACAUUUUUCUCAUUAAAUACUUCUAAGAAAGUUCAGUCGUAAAGAGACUAUUUGUAAUUACGUUUUUCUUUACACUCCAUCCAUAAAAAGUUUUACAUCGAAGAGACAUUUCAUGUUUCUCCUUCUGCUAUAACGUUACAGGAAUAAAUUUUUAUAAAACGCA
Messenger RNA from Megachile rotundata (alfalfa leafcutting bee), 7029 nucleotides. RefSeq lists its product as uncharacterized. Gene Ontology annotation, biological process: adenylate cyclase-activating G protein-coupled receptor signaling pathway. The record is from RefSeq and is a predicted model, not a curated record. NCBI's taxonomy places the organism in Eukaryota, Metazoa, Arthropoda, Insecta, Hymenoptera, Megachilidae. Gene Ontology annotation, cellular component: membrane. Gene Ontology annotation, molecular function: G protein-coupled receptor activity.